UAGUAUGAUUUAUUAUUAUUAAAUUUCUUGUGCAAUAUAGUUUGGUUAACUUGUAUUUCUGUUGUGAUAGAGGAAAGAUUCUAUUAAUAAUGCAAUAAGAUAUUUGUAUAAAAUGAGUUUAGACAAAAAUAAUGAUUAUGAAGAUCAUAGACCCAAAACACCACUGGAGGAAGAUUGUUGCGGUAGCGGCUGCACACCAUGUAUCUUCGACGUUCACAAAACAUUGCUAAAAGAAUGGGAAAAUAGAAAAACUCGAGCAGAAGUUAAAACAACUGACAAUUUAUUAUCUCUUUUAUCCUAUAAAACGUUUGUUAUCACAGAUAUAUCUGAUGUAUCGAAAGACUAUAUUUUAAUUUGUUUGGAAUAUCCAGAAUGUAAAAUAGAAAAAAAUACAAUUUUACACUUAACACCUGGCCAAUAUGUCAUGCUGCAUUCUUGGAGCAAAUCCCGACCAUAUACUCCAAUUGCUUGGACAUGCAGAAGUUUAAUUUUCUUGGUAAAAUUAUAUAAACAUGGUGAAUUCAGUUUACUUCUGAAAAAUGCAUCAAUUGGAAGUGCAAUUGACAUCAGAGGUCCUUACGGAGAUUUCAAGUAUGAAAGUAACAGGUGUGUGAAGUGGAUAAGUAAAUAUUAUUUUUUUUCUUAUGAAUCAACACAUUGUUAUGACAGUUUUCAGCAGAUUACCAUGUUUGGUAUCGGCUCAGGAAUAGCAGCGCUUUAUCCCAUUGCUAAGGCAAUCGUUGAUGAUGAAACAGAACUGACAAGAGUGCAUCUUGUUGCGGGAUUUAGGUCGGUAGCGCACGUGCCUCUGCAAAAAGAGUUAACGCAUUUAGCAAAUUAUUGGAAUUUUAAAUGUACAUUACAAUUGUCCCAGUUAAACGACAAGACAGUCAAUCUUCAUGGUUUUAAUAUAAAUAUUGGUCGUUUGAGUAAAGCACUCGUUGCUGAUUAUCUUCAAUCUAAUGAUACAAAAACAACAUUAAUUUUAAUAUGUGGUACUUCAGAAUUCAAUCAGUCUAUAAAAGAAUGGCUCCAAGAAAUGAAUUAUACACACAUACAUAUAUUUGAAUAAA
Molecule: messenger RNA, 1073 nt
Organism: Acromyrmex echinatior (Panamanian leafcutter ant)
Lineage: Eukaryota; Metazoa; Arthropoda; Insecta; Hymenoptera; Formicidae
Product: NADH-cytochrome b5 reductase-like
Molecular function (GO): oxidoreductase activity
Source: RefSeq, a predicted model, not a curated record